Drosophila subpulchrella is the source of this 1604-nucleotide messenger RNA. Its product is annotated as mpv17-like protein 2. Lineage: Eukaryota; Metazoa; Arthropoda; Insecta; Diptera; Drosophilidae. The record is from RefSeq and is a predicted model, not a curated record. Gene Ontology annotation, cellular component: cytoplasm; membrane. Bases 253 to 987 code for a protein of 244 amino acids. Gene Ontology annotation, biological process: mitochondrial ribosome assembly. The transcript has a single exon.
AUUGUUGUUGUUGCUGUUGCGUGUGUCCGAAUUGCCUUUCAAAAGUCAAAUCAACAUAACAAAAUUCGAAAAACCAUGUGUAUACCUUUAUAAACUCACCCCAGGACCCGAAAAGUAAAUCCGGUUUUUGACACCGCUGACAUUAUGGCUGGCCCGCCGGCGGAGGGCAUGUAAAUAUUGGAAAAACCACCGGAACGAAGAGAAGAACACAACACAACCCCCUAGAAGAUUGAGAAAUCCCAGCCGGACAGCAUGCAAUCCCUGCGCAGCUGCCCGGCCCGUGGCCUAAUCCUCUCCAGGGCCAUUCGCAGUCAGCCCAGCCUGCGGAUGAGUUGGCCACGGAGAAGCGGCACAGUCGGAGGAGCCGGUGGAGCAGCACCCAGUGGAGGCACCACCGCCACCACCACCGUUGGCCUUGGAGCACUCCAAAAGCUACGGGAAUGGCACGCGAACGCCUUCAGCAGUCGUUUCCUGCUCUUCACCAACGUGGGCAUCUCCCUGACCCUCAGCUGUGUGGGCGACAUCCUCGAACAGCAUCUGGAGAUCUAUUGCGGCGAAAUCGAACGCUUCGAGUCCACCCGGACCGCCCACAUGGCCACCAGUGGUGUGACCGUGGGCGUGAUCUGUCACUAUUGGUACAAGAUGCUGGACAAACGACUACCCGGUCGCAGUAUGCGCGUGGUGGCGAAGAAGAUCGUGCUCGACCAGCUGAUCUGCUCGCCCAUCUACAUUACGGCCUUCUUCGUCACCCUGGGCCUGCUGGAGCGGAAGGACAAGCACGAAGUGUGGGAGGAGAUCAAGGAGAAGGCCUGGAAGCUGUAUGCCGCCGAAUGGACGGUGUGGCCGGUGGCUCAGUUUGUCAACUUCUAUUGGAUCCCCACCCAUUACCGCAUCUUCUACGACAACAUCAUCAGUCUGGGCUACGACGUGCUGACCUCGAAGGUCAAGCACAAACAGUCGCAUUCGCACCUCAAGAAGGUUCCCUAACCCUGCGCCAGCCUCUGCCUCUCCUCCUUUCCUUGUAACUAUUUAUUAUCAAAGCGAAAACCUUGUAAAUACAGACGAGACCGUGUACAGAGACUAAGCAUUAUGUUAUUCAUGCGGUUGGAAUUUCGAUCGUUGGAAACCUGUUGAAAGUUUUGGCCACAAAGGACCAACAAGUAAAACGAUGCGAAGCGAAGAAGGAACUCAGAAAAGGAAGACCGUGCGGAUGACGCACAUCCAUCAUGUCGGAGGUGAUAAGAUUCCCUCUAGCAACAGUCGGGCUAACAAACAGGCGAUGCGGUGUGAUGCGAUGAGAUUGGGGCGCUGCCAAGCCUACCUACUGAGUUGUUUCCACCUGAUAAGCUCUGCUUAGCAGCCGCCUUAAAAAUAAUUUACACAAUUAUUAGCCAUGGCAGUGAUAAGCGGCUGAGGAACUCAUCAUUGGAAAAUGUGUUGCUAUAAAUAUAGAUAGACACGUGAGGGCUUCUAUGCUAUAACUGAUCUCACGAAUUUUCAAUUUUGCUGAUUUGACUUUCAAAGAUUCUAACUGAAAUUAGUUAGAGGUGUGUAGAGGAGGUAAACGAUUACAAAACUUUAAAUAAAAUAAAUAAUGAAAAAGC